AUGGUGACGCUUUUCUGCGCGGUUGUCGGUGUGAAAGGAAAUGCGUUCAGUGUGGAUAUCGACGCUAGCCAGUCGGUGGACCACUUAAAGAAGGCCAUCAAGAAGAAGAAGAAUUAUGAUUUUGCUGCGGACAAAUUAGAGCUAUAUCUUGCGAAAAAGGGCGAAUCGUGGCUGACUGAGAAUGAGGUUAAGCAUAGAAGUGACAUAAGUGGCCUGAAACAUCUUAGAGCCGCGCGAGCUAGACUACACCGCAUCGGGCUGUCUGAUGAUCAAAUAGUAGAGGAAGUUGAUGAAAUUGAGGAAGAUGCAGGAAAUGGCUCUGUGAAUGUGUUGGUGGUUGUUCCGACCGAGAUGAAAUAUGCACUGGCUGCAAAUCGAAGAGCCGCAUCAUCAAUAGCAAUCUCAGCAGCUGAACCGACGGAAGUCUUCGUUACAAUUGAAGAAAUCCGAGACUCAGAGAGAGAUUAG
Messenger RNA from Plasmopara halstedii, 468 nucleotides. Its product is annotated as CRN-like protein. The transcript has a single exon. Lineage: Eukaryota; Oomycota; Peronosporomycetes; Peronosporales; Peronosporaceae. The coding region runs from base 1 to 468 and encodes 155 amino acids. The record is from RefSeq and is a predicted model, not a curated record.